This is a messenger RNA of Oryctolagus cuniculus (rabbit), 960 nucleotides long. RefSeq names its product olfactory receptor 6C6-like. Gene Ontology annotation, molecular function: G protein-coupled receptor activity; olfactory receptor activity. Gene Ontology annotation, biological process: G protein-coupled receptor signaling pathway. NCBI's taxonomy places the organism in Eukaryota, Metazoa, Chordata, Mammalia, Lagomorpha, Leporidae. The record is from RefSeq and is a predicted model, not a curated record. Gene Ontology annotation, cellular component: membrane.
AUGAAAAAUCAAUCAGAGGAGAUAGAGUUCAUUCUACUGGGACUGACAGAUGACCCUGUGCUGCAAAUUGUGAUUUUCCUGUUUCUGUUUUCCAAUUACAUCUUGAGCCUGAUGGGGAACUCAGCCAUCAUCCUCCUCACCCUGCUGGAUCCCCGCCUCAAGACUCCUAUGUAUUUCUUCCUCCGAAAUUUCUCCUUCUUAGAGAUUUCCUUUACGACAGCCUGCAUUCCACGGUUCCUGAUAAGCAUUCUGACUGGGGACAGAACCAUUUCCUACAAUAGCUGUGCAGCUCAACUGUUCUUCUUUUUUUUAAUAGGCAUCACAGAGUUUUACCUCCUGGCUGCCAUGUCCUAUGACCGCUACGUCGCCAUCUGCAAACCGCUGCAUUACCCAAUCAUUAUGAACAGCAGAAUGUGCUACCAACUUGUACUCGGCUCCUGGGUAACUGGAUUCCUGAUCAUCUUCCCUCCGUUAGUCUUGGGGCUCAAGCUAGACUUCUGUGCUUCCAAAACUAUUGAUCACUUCCUAUGUGACACUUCUCCUAUCCUGCAACUCUCAUGCACAGAUACACGUUUCCUAGAAUUGAUGGCUUUUGUUUUAGCUGUGGUGACACUUGUGGUCACGCUGUUGUUAGUGGUCCUCUCCUAUACCUACAUCAUCAAAACCAUCCUAAAAUUUCCUUCUGCUCAACAAAGGACCAAGGCCUUUUCCACCUGUUCCUCCCACAUGGUGGUCGUCUCUAUUACUUAUGGGAGCUGUAUCUUCAUGUACAUGAAACCAUCAGCAAAGGAAAGGGUAACUUUAACUAAAGGAAUAGCAGUGCUCAACACCUCCAUUGCCCCGUUACUCAACCCCUUCAUUUACACCCUAAGGAACCAGCAGGUAAAAGAAGCUCUCAAGGAUAUACUUCAAAGAGUUUGUCAUGUUCACACCAAUGAGACAAAAUCCGCAUAUAAGUAA